CUCGAUCGCCGCAGUGGCCAAUCAAAAGCUAGACCUCAUCUGGCCGUGUUUAGGGUGGCGUUUGGUGGCUCGUUGCUUCAGAGCGGAAUACGGCGUUAAAAUUCAAGAUGCAGUUCAUGCUUCUGUUCAGUCGACAAGGCAAGCUCAGGCUCCAGAAAUGGUACGUGCCUUUGUCUGAUAAGGAGAAAAAGAAGAUCACCAGAGAGUUGGUGCAGACGGUCCUGGCUCGAAAGCCCAAAAUGUGCAGCUUCCUGGAGUGGCGAGACCUUAAGAUAGUGUAUAAGAGAUAUGCCAGCUUGUACUUCUGCUGUGCCAUAGAGGACCAGGACAACGAGCUCAUCACGCUGGAGAUCAUACACAGAUAUGUGGAGCUGCUGGAUAAAUACUUUGGCAGUGUUUGUGAGCUCGACAUCAUUUUCAACUUUGAGAAGGCCUACUUCAUUCUGGAUGAAUUCUUACUGGGCGGGGAAGCUCAGGAGACGUCCAAGAAGAAUGUGCUGAAGGCCAUCGAGCAGGCCGACCUGCUACAGGAGGAUGCCAAAGAAGCGGAGACCCCGCGCAGCGUGCUGGAGGAAAUUGGACUGACAUAAACAUUGUCCCCAUCAGCAUCCUCUCACCACGCACUCCCUCAUCUGCAAGUUACUCCGUAUGUAGCUGACGACAACUCACCUUUGAACACACGCAAACGCAUACACAAACACACACUGACAUGGUUUCCCUGUGGAUUUGGGUCCCACAACUCUGCCUUUUUUCUACGUACUUAUUUAUUUUAUUUUUUUUAAAUGGUGUAGCACUGUUUAUGUAUUCCCUGCUAUGUUCAUUUGUUCAGUAUGACGACAGCCACUGUUACUAACACUGAAAUGCAGCAUCAUUUAGCCUCAUGCUGCUUUCAAACCAACAUCAAGAUGCUGUAUCGAGUGACCAAAGCUGAUGUUUAUCCUGUGAAGUAGGAAUUUCAAAUAAGUUGGUCAAACAUAUACAGACUAGGCUAUGUUGUAAAGGGAGGUCAAAUGUAUUACAUUAACAAGCCAAAGAGUUGUUUUUUCUCUCUCACCUUUUUUUCCUUAACACUGUUCUGAGAAGAAAGUCUUUGUCAUUUACACUGUUUCCACUGAACUUACACCACUUUAAUGUCUACACUGGAACGACUGAACCGGCUUGAAAGCAGAAAAUAUAUGCGAAAUAAUGAGUAUUCUCAGUUUACAUGGCAUUAUAACUAAUUAGUCUGACUGUAUGGUCUGUUGGUUUAAAGUGGAAGAUCCCACUUAAUGUUUAACGCCUUAAUCACUGGUCAGUUGAUGUCUAUAUUUGAAAAGAGAGAAUAUGUCGCUGUUAUAUAACAGAUGCUUUUGCAUGCCGGGUACAUCAGCUGAACAGAUGUUAUGUGCUAUGUGCAAGACCUGAGUUCACUGUUCUCUUUCUUCAUGUUUACAGCUGUGAUUCUUUGAUUUUAGUGGAAACAUUUCACUGAAUUAAAAAUGCAGCAACCAAUGUCAGUCGGAGAAAACAGUUAGUAUUGCGGAACUUCAAUUUGAGCAACAUUUCUUUAACUUGAAGCAGAAUUAGUUUACUUUUGGCCACAAGGUGGUGAAGACCAAAAAAGGUUAUUGUUUUAUCAAGAUGUCAAGUAAAUAUGAUUAUUUUUAUCAGAUUCCUGUUAAUAUUCUCUGCCUUGUAAGAGAGUUAAUAGGUGCUUAUUGCAGUUUCCAAUAAAUGAAUCUAAGCUAUCAGAUAAAAGGGACUAACCCUAAUUAAAACCCUGUAGAAUGUUGGGUUUCUUACUAACUGUCAUCUCAAUCACAAUAUGCAUGUUAAUUUGAUUUAAUGGUUUUAUAAAGACGUGGAUAAACUUUACACUGAAUUUAAUUCAAGGUUGUUUUUAAGACUCGGAGGUGAAUAAGUGGUAAUGAACAGUCAUAGUCAUCCGUGUGAAUCAUAGAGAACAGUGUCCAGCAUGACAUUGGCAGAGGCAUCUCUGACUACGUGUUACAAAGGCAUUUUCCCUCACUGUUCCUAUUCAGACCUCUUUGUAGCUUGUAAGCACUGCACAAGCACCUAAUUGACUCUCCAUCACUCACAGGUUAGCUUUAUUAGCUUGACCGUCUUGUCAUUCACUUUAGCUCAUUUCACCGUGUCUCCACCUGACUGCAGCCUGAGCAGAGGUCUAAUUAGGAAGACUAAUUGAAAGCUAAGUGAGUGUUUUCAAAGCCUGCUCUGUGGAAGCCCUCUUCGCUGUGUAGCCCACGAUGUACUUAUUUAGCAUAAAGUCAGGUCAGGAUAGCCACAUGUGGCGCACUGUACAGCAUGUAAACUACCUAUGUAUUACUGUUACUUGAAAAAAAAAAAGUGCUGUAGUGUUUAUGCAUAAAAUAGCAAUAGUAUCAUAAAUACUUAUAGCGUAUUAUUUUUUUUUUAUACCACACAUAUAGAUACAUGUUAAAUGCCAUGGACACUUGACUGUACAAAUAUCAACAACUGUCAUUAUCUUGCACUGUGUACGUUGCUUUAAACCAAACUUCUUUAAUUCAUCAAGGCCAUUUCACAAGUUCCUAUCUGUGUGUAACCUCACGUGAGUAUUCUCAUUUAUAAUUGAUAGUGUGCUGUUUACCGCAUCUCGAAAGGGUGACUGAUAACAUCUAUGUCAUUCUGUAUCGUGCAUCAGGUGAAAUAUACAGUAGCUACAGCAUGAGUGCAGCAGAACCUGCCUGUGUAUUACAUAACUGGACUUGUUGUUUGCUGUUGUCCUCUUUUGUCUGGAAGGAACAAAAGAGGAAGGUCAUGUUUUCUUGUCAAGUUCAGCAAUAAAGAGCACCCCAGGGGAGGAGAGACUGUACUGCCGUAAA
Messenger RNA from Mugil cephalus (flathead mullet), 2843 nucleotides. RefSeq names its product AP-1 complex subunit sigma-2. The coding region runs from base 108 to 590 and encodes 160 amino acids. The transcript is spliced from 6 exons. The record is from RefSeq and is a predicted model, not a curated record. Gene Ontology annotation, molecular function: clathrin-cargo adaptor activity. Lineage: Eukaryota; Metazoa; Chordata; Actinopteri; Mugiliformes; Mugilidae. Gene Ontology annotation, biological process: intracellular protein transport; vesicle-mediated transport. Gene Ontology annotation, cellular component: membrane coat; AP-1 adaptor complex; intracellular membrane-bounded organelle.